This is a messenger RNA of Penicillium griseofulvum, 687 nucleotides long. RefSeq lists its product as uncharacterized. The record is from RefSeq and is a predicted model, not a curated record. The coding region runs from base 1 to 687 and encodes 228 amino acids. The transcript is spliced from 3 exons. NCBI's taxonomy places the organism in Eukaryota, Fungi, Ascomycota, Eurotiomycetes, Eurotiales, Aspergillaceae.
AUGCGUUUCUACACCAUCGCUCUGUUGACUGGCGCUACCGCCGUCGCCGCCACUAAAAGUGCGACCCUUCUCCUGCCCGGAUUUGCGGGUCAGGAUCUCCAGGCUAGCGUUGUGGAAACCAACGGAGAUGCGACUACCUACAAGGUCACCUGCCCCAAGACCGCUGAUGUCUGUGGUAUUGUCGGCGACGGCAUGACCGCAAUUGCCGCCCCCACCUCCGUUCAACUGAUGAACAUUGACCUCCAGGGAACUGUUGGGACUGUUUCCUGCAAUGUUGCUGGUACUACUUAUGCCUCUUGCCAUGCCUCCGCCGGCACUGCGACCCCGUCGGGCACUCUGGGCCCAGAUGAUCUGAACUGGAUGCCCGUGGCUAUUUCCACCACCCACACCCCGACAUCAACCACCACUACCACUACCAAGGCCCCCACCAGCACUACCACCACCACUGAGGUGACCUCCACCUCCACCCCGACCAUGACCUCUGCCCCGACCCCCAAGAAGUCUUCCUCGGCUCUUGUUUCGUCCACCGCUAGUGUCUCCUCCUCCACCCGUCUGGUGGCUGCUCCCAGCAACGGAACCGGUGCUCCUGCCGCUUCCUCUACUCCCUUCAACGCCGCCGGCCAGCUGGCAGGCAGUAUCUGGACCGUUGGUGGUGCCUUCGCGGCUCUUGCCUGCGCUUUCGCCUAA